Messenger RNA from Melospiza georgiana, 1149 nucleotides. RefSeq lists its product as uncharacterized. Bases 1 to 777 code for a protein of 258 amino acids. NCBI's taxonomy places the organism in Eukaryota, Metazoa, Chordata, Aves, Passeriformes, Passerellidae. The record is from RefSeq and is a predicted model, not a curated record. The transcript has 6 exons.
AUGCUGAAGGACUCUAUUAAGUGGCUUCCCAAGUCUCCCAAACUGCACAGUGGCCAUAACUGGAGUUCCCAGGGCUCUCGCUGGGCCUCACUGAAAGGGAGGGAAGGUUUUCCUGGUGGUUGCCUGUACAAAUUCAGCUCUGCCAAUGGGAAAUGGAGAGAAGGGAGAAUCAGUCCCGAGCAAGAAGCAGAGGAACUCGAGGAUCCUGAUGAUGAACCUAUCUCCAAGUUUUCCGGCAGCCUUUUUGAUAGCAACGAAAGCGUGCGAGAUCAAAGAAACAGCAGAGCAGCGCUCCAAGAAAAGCACAAGUUGGCCAUGAAGGGGAAGGCUCUUGCAGGGUCUAACAGCAGGGUGCAGCCAUCCGUGUCAGCAGCAGGCAGCUUCCCCAGCCAGGGCGGCCGUGCCACCGAGGAGCUGCGCGCGCUGGAUGUGCCACAAACCCCCCUCAAGGGGAUCCUGAUUGCACGGCUGCCAAAAGAUGCUCCACCAGACUUGGCUGGUGUACAAGCAGGAGACAGAGUGGCUGAGGCAACCUUUGUUUCAGAGCCUGCUGCCCUUCAUGCUGGUCCUGCUGAAGCUUCCCCCAAGGGCAGCCCCUCCCCGACAGUCAACCACGUCAUAACAAUACCUCGGAUAAUCCUCACACGCCCGUCCACUUCUGAUGAAGAUGCCGACCAGCUGCCCCCAGACCCGGAGGACUUUGAGCCUGAGGAGCCUGACAGCACAGAAGGCCAUGCCUAUUCAGACUGUCUGAGCAGUGCUUUCUAUCCUCCCUAAUAAAGUACUUUUCUGGCAGGAGCUCAUGGGUGGUUUCCUUUCCCAUUGUUUGAUGACAUUUAAUGUAGUACUUGAACCGCUAUGCCUUAUUUAUAGUGAAAACCGUGACAUGGAGGAUGGAUUUGUGAGGAGACCCUGCUUGUAUUUCUUUGCCUUGAACUUCCUUCAGCAAGAACUUGUGAACCUGGAAUGAAGUGCACUGGGUCAAGUUCUGUGAAUGUCACCACGUGUUUCAGUAGCCACUUGUAAAGGUACCCUGCAGCACCUAAAUGUAAUGAGAAAAUGCAGGUGAUUUUUAUUCAGAAGGUACUUUACUCAUUUGGAAACACACUGAAAGCAAUUGUAUAGUUGGGUGGGAUUUUUAAAAUCUUG